AUUUGGGUGUUUAUUUCCCAGCCAUUUUGCACAUCAGUAUAUAGCAUUUUGGUGUACAUGGCACUUAUAGUUUAAAAGGGCUGUCGUUUAACAAAUGGCAAUACCUGGCCUGCCCAACCUUUGGACUCAAGGGUAUAAAACGAAGAAUUUAUCCUCUGAUAUUUCACAGUUGGCGAAACCUACCUGCUCUCACCUUCUGCCUUACUAUACUUCAGGAACUAGACUUUGACCUAAGCUUUUCCGAGCAGGAAGUCCAGAAUAUUUGCUUUCAAGCAUUUCAAUAAGAACAUAGACCUGAGGAUAACCAGUAUCUAAAUGGAAUCCUGGAAUACUCUGAACCUAGGAAUAAAGUUUUGAAGGUUCAAUUAAGGAUUUUCUCUAAGGUAAUGUACUAUCAUUUGGCUAAUUACAAGGUGAAUUUGUAAGAGUGUUUUGGUGAUGCUUGUUUUAUAGCCAAAAUCUGUGUUGAGGCAUGUAUACGUAUAGUUUAAUCUGCAAAAUGUUAUGAACUUCAUAAAUUCAAAUUAUAGUAAAUUUCUAAAUGGAGAAGCAAUGUUCAAGUUUUAAGUUCCUGAGUGUAAAAGCAGUGUUCCUCUUUUUUUUUUGUGGGUUUUUUUCACUCUGGUGUACCACUUCUGCCACAGAUGUUCUCUUUGUGAGAAAACAAAUUUAAUUUGAACAGACUUGUAGUGUUAUCGUGAGCAGUUACAUUUUUGCUUUUUGGUUGUACGUGCUCACAUACUUCUCGCCUUUUUUUGUUUUUUGAGAAGCUUGGUGGCUAUGUGACACCAAAAGUCAUUUAUUGAACUUUAGUUUCAUAGUUUUGUCUUGAAGGCCUUAUUAAUAUAUUAGCAUUUCUACUCAAGUUAAUCUUUUAUGCUAAACUUCCUUGUCAUGACUGCUUUUGGCCUCAUUCUGUUGUGGUUUACUGACUGAUAGCAUCGUAAUCACAAGUGUAAAACAUUUUAAUGAUUAGAAACUUUUUCAUUUCUGUGAUAUUUCUUAGUGAUUUUAAAAUAUUUUCUUCUCAUAUUAAUUUGAUAAUUAUCCACUACUUAUUCUCUGUGGUUUGGUUAAUGACUGAAAAGUGAAAUAAUAAAUCAUGAUAACUCUGGUAUACCACUCCUCAUGAAAACGGGGCAGUAUUCACUAAUCAACUGAUUAAUAGUUAAUUAUUAAUUUGAUAAGGAUAUACCUAUUUUCUCAAUGUAAACCCAAAGGUCUUCAAAAUUUGUCAGCAGUUACAUUUUUGUUUUAGACAGCUUUAUAUGUUUUGAGGAUGUAAUGUGCGUGCUUUCCUCGCAAACUUGCUGACUGAACAUUUCUUACCUCUUUUUGAAAAGUUCGGUGGCUAAAUUACUUCAACCCACACAUGAUGAGUAAUGUGUAAUCAUUUCUCAGCCUUGCCCAGAAGGCCUUUGAUAAAUUGUCUACCUCACAGAAUUGGCCAACCAAUAAUCUGUUCAUAUUCUGGCAUGGAUUCUGACUGAUAAUGUUAUUACAGGUGUGUGACAUCACAGUAAAGAAUGUAUGGGGGUAACCCUGUCCAGGUUUUUCCACCAAGAAGCUUCUCCCCUGACCCACCCUCCCCGGGGUCUGGCAUGUCUCGACCCAGUGGGAAAUCGAUCUACAUGCAAAGAAAGGAGUAUGCAGAAUUAAUCAGCAGACAGCCAAACAACUUUCAGCACAGAGUGGAGCACCUGUUCACCUGUGAGGUAGAAGGCAGAGAGAUGAGCAGCAUUGAAGAUUGUGUGACCAGACUGAAGAAUAUGGACAGUAAAGGGAAAGUGUGGGGUCAGGACAUGAUCAUGCAGGUCCAGGGGAACAACCUACAGCUGUGUGACAUAGAGACCAAGGAGGUUUUGGAGUCUAUGAAUCUGAGUAGCAUCAAGAAGAUGAAAGCUGUGCUGGACAGCUGUGUGUAUGACUCCCUUCUCAUUAUCAUGGUCCAGGAAUACAGCCAAAGAGCUCCACGGGCCUUCCUGUUCCAGUGCGAGGAGGGAGGGGCUCAGGGGGUGAUAAAUGAUCUGGAUCAGGCAAUAAAGCAAGGUGGAGAGGACUCCACCAAGGAACCACAAAUGGAUAUCAGGAGACAUCUGGAAAACAUAAUUGGCCAGGGAUUUCCAGGGAGUAUCAAAAGACCAGCUAUCUCACCUAUGGCAUCUAUCCCUCCUCCCCCAGAUGAGCUCCCUUCACAGUUCAACAGUUAUGAAGACUAUGAGGACAAACGGCCUUCACCCACUAUGCCAGCUUCUAGAGAUGAACAAUACAGCCCAGUGCGAUAUGAGCAUGAACCGACUCCACCUCCAUACACUGACAUGGAUAGAAGUGCGGAAAUCUUUAACCAUGUAGCUGCUGACAUUGAGAUCUUCACAGAAAAAGUUGCUGCCGCUUUGCAAAAAAGUGAUGGUAACAAGAAAAAGAAAAAGAAAGAGAAAAAUGCAUGGAAACAAGCUGGAAAUCUUCCUUCUGUGGAGGAGUACAUAUCUUGUCUACAGAAAAUAAAGUAUGGAUUUAAUCUCCUGGGGAAGCUAGACGGUCACCUUAAAACCCCUCCUGCUUCUGAGUUUGUUCACAGUCUCUUCUCUGCUGUGGGUUUUGUGGUGGGUCAGUAUGCCCCCAACAUCCCUUCCACAGUGUUGAGUCCUAUGAUAACAGAAAAAGCCCUGCAGCUCCUAGGAACUUUUGUCACACCAGAGGAGGACCGACUCUGGGGCAGUUUAGGAGACUCCUGGAAUGUCCCAAGAUCCAAGUGGCCAAAUGGGGAUCAGAUCCCUCCGUAUUAUCCUGUAUUUUACGAUGGCUGGGAGCCCCCUCCACCUGUCCCAUCCCAGUCACCCCCCUCCAGCAGGCAGCCAUCACGGAGCAACAGUCAGCGAUUCCCACCCAUGAACGUCAUACAGAGGCCACCUGAACAGGACAACAGACCCUGGAGCACUCCACCCACUCGGUCACCAGAGCCGCCACUUUACAUGAGGGUGAUCUAUGACUUUAUGGCAAGAAACAGUCAAGAACUGAGCGUGCUGAAGGGUGAUGUGGUUCAGGUAAUCGACAAGUCCAAGCAAUGGUGGAAAGUGAAAAAUAGCCGUAAUGAGGAGGGCUAUGUGCCUCAGAAUGUUCUAGAGCCUGUUGAUGUUGAAGCGCCAACAGGUGGACCUAAAUAUUCUCAGCAGAAUAUGAGAGGACCUCCAUUUCUGGACAUGAAAUCCAGACCUGAUGAAGUCAGAGCCUGGUUACAGUACAAAGGCUUUUCUAAAGCGACAGUUCAGAGUCUUGGGGUGUUUAAUGGAGCAAUGUUGCUGGGUAUGAAACGAGAUGAUAUCAGAGCGAUAUGUCCAGAGGAAGGAGGUCGUGUUUUCUUCCAGCUGCAGAGCGUCAGAUCUACUGUUGCACUUGCCAGCGAAGCAGAAUACAGCCAGUAUGGCCCUCACUGAUAAUCUGAGCAGGCUGGUACAUUUUUGAUGGCGGGAAUCGGAACAUGUCUGGACCUGAAUGCACAAGAGCUAAAUAGAGCAUGUCAACUUUUCAUUCAUCAUCAAACAAGCCAUGGCUGAUGCCUGCAGGCUGCUCACUGUUAGAGGGGAAACAAUAGUUAAGUGACAUUACUGUUUCUAAAUGCAAAUGAUACAUACAUUCAAGACAUUCAUUUUAUUUAUUUUAUAUAAUCAAGAUUUUUUCCAUUAAACAUCUUCGAUCUCCCUGGGGUGGUGGUCACCUAAUGUUUGAGACACAACAUAAAUGUUAUGUUUAUUGCAAAUGUGAUCCAGGAGCUAGAGAUACUAUUAUAAUCUUGCUUUUAAACACCUCUGAUCUGGGCAUUAAACCACAGGCUGUUUGUCACUGAUGUUAUGUACCGUAAAGACACUGAAAGUAUUGGCUAAAUGAAAUUAACUAAAUCUGUUACUCUCUGAUUGAUCCUGACACUGUAUACGAAUUGCACAUUGUGUUGUAAUAAAUGCUGAUUAUUAAACUACACAUCAAAGUAAUUUUUGAAAAGUGUCAAUUAUGUUUUUUGACUUUGAGAACUGCUUAUGAGUGCAACCAGUCCUGUAAUAUGGACUUCUAAAUGUCUAUGACACUUCUGAGUCAAAAUAUUUUUAAUAUUUUGUUCCUGAAUGAGAGUUGGUCAAAUAUUAAAAUGUAAUCAGUUGAAGUUAUCAUCUGUGAAGAACACACACACACUCACACAAAUUCAAUGAACAUAAAAGGUUCUCUAAUUUAUUGACUGAAAAUAUAGUAUUGCAUUUAAUGCUUCACCCCCCCCCCCACUUCAUGGAAUCAAAAUAAGGUGCAACACUUGCCACUGAAUGGUUUUAAUUCAAACAAGUGCUUUUCAACUGCACUAUUUCUAUAGACAACAACUAAUAUUUCUUAUAGUUUUGUAAUAUUUUCUAUAAUCAGUGCCUAUGCCUAAUGCUUAUAAUGUGACCUGUAACAUUGGAAUGCAACUAAUUAACCUUAUAAUCGCUCACUUCCCAGAAAGACUUAAAACAGUGGUACCAAAAAAUAAUCACCACAUGUGCACUUCAACUGCAUUGAAUUAGAAGAAAAAAUCCUGUCAUUUUCACUCCUUCUUGUUUCCCCACUUUGCCAUCUUGUUGUUCACAGGAGUUUUCAUGAACUUGCUUGACUUCAUGUAUGCUGCAAUCUUCUCCAAACUCUGGCAAGGAACAAAA
Molecule: messenger RNA, 4676 nt
Organism: Myxocyprinus asiaticus (Chinese sucker)
Lineage: Eukaryota; Metazoa; Chordata; Actinopteri; Cypriniformes; Catostomidae
Gene: eps8l3b
Product: EPS8-like 3b
Exons: 19
Coding region: 1527-3434 (635 amino acids)
Biological process (GO): regulation of Rho protein signal transduction; Rho protein signal transduction; positive regulation of ruffle assembly
Cellular component (GO): plasma membrane; ruffle membrane; vesicle
Molecular function (GO): actin binding
Source: RefSeq, a predicted model, not a curated record